UGUGUGUUCAUCGGUUACUGUGAUUGAAAUGUUCACUUCAUUUGGCGACGUUAAUACAUGCCAAUAUAUCUAUAUAUAAUCCAUAUAAAUAUGUAUAAUGCAUACUAUUGAAUGAACGUGCAUGGUAUAAAAUGUGGUAUUGUCAGGCCGAUGCAGGCAGCUUAAUUGUCACCAAUCUGCCUUAGUGUGAAGGAGUUAGCUCCUUGCUAAGUGUAGCCUCCUGCUUCUAAACGGCUUAGGAAGACACGUUGGACGGGCACCGGAUCAUGUUGUCCUCACCUUACUUUACCCCUGCACGGCCGAUUUGCUUAUGUACACUGUAUAGGUGUGUCAGGCCGGGUACAACAUAAUGGAUUCAGAGGAUAAACAAACAAAAGACUGAGGGCUCCAGAUGACGCUGUAGUGUAGACGUUUCUAUUUGAACUCCACUGAAGGCUGAGCAACACUGAAAAAGGCACAGUGCUGCUGGCUGGACACCAUCACGUCUGUGCUGCUGGUACACCACCACCUCCUUCUAGCUCCGUUUCAUAAGAAGAACACGGUCCCUGCUCUUUGAAUUGAGGACAGGAGAGGAUGGCAGAUGGAGAGAAGGAGAAGGAAGAGUCCAUGAGAGGCGCUGACGUUGUAUUGUGUAAUCAGCCUAUGUUCUGAGAAGGAACAUCACACCCUCGUGUGCCGGGAUCUUAUUGUGGCCUCCCACUCACUAGACGGGAAGAAAGGCGUAGGGGAGAGGCGAGCCCCGGGUGGACUCCAUUUCCCAGCGUGCAUUGCGCCCCAUGAUGUUCCCAACAGCUGACAGACGGUGAAAGCCGCUAGCAGAGAGCUGUCUGUUGUGAGGGAAGAGGACAACGGCGGACUUCAUCGUCACGUCGAGGGACUUUUCCACAACCUUGUUGCGUCGAGCCUCCCCUUUGGAUUAAGAAAAGAAGUCUAUUAUUGUUAUUAUUUUUAGUUGGGCAGCCUCCGGGGUGGAAGCUGGGGGGACAUCGGCGCGGUCAGGUGCUCCCUUCCACAAUAGGUCGCCGGGGCUGCUGCAUAUGUCGGAUUUCAGCCACUAACCUUUCCUCUGCAGCCCCCCCAGCCGAGCCCAAAUGCCGAGGAAUGGAUAGUGUGACGACUAGCGGCGGGAACAUGGUCGAGAGUGGCGAGAAGCCCGAGAGGGACGGCGGCGAUGGAGGAGACUUAGCCAUGGCCGCGCUCCACCAGUGCGAACUGAUCCAGAACAUGAUAGAUAUCUCCAUCUCCAGCCUGCAGGGGCUCAGGACCAAAUGCGCCGCGUCCAACGACCUCACGCAGCAGGAAAUCCGCACACUGGAGGUGAAAUUGGUGAAGUACAUCUGUAAACAGCUGCAGUGCAAGCUCAAAGUGCCGGAGACGGAGAGACCCGAGACCCUGGACAGCUACCCGCAUUUACCAGACUGGCUUCGCACCAUCAACCUUCGACCGGAACUUAUCCAGGCAGUGGAAGCAAAGUUCUGCCUGGACGCCUUACUGCAAAUGGCAGGUGCUCAGUUGAGGGACACCAUGCAGAGGCUGGGAUUCACUUCAGAAGAGUGCGCCCGACUAAAUGCUGCCCUCUCCUGCCUAAAGAGUGCUGCUGAAUCAGGUGAAGACCUGAAGGAAGACCGCACCGCUUGGUUGUCGGAGCCCACCAGGAGGGACAGUGGUUCUCUGCUUACUGUGGACCAGCUCUCCAGCCUGGGCAAUCCCCUGCGGCCACACAGUCCCUCACCUCUGGCCCGCCCAUCCACUAUCCAUUCCACGCCUUCCACACCCUGCGCUACCUUCCCUCAUCCCCGCUCGGGUUCUGUGUCAGCAGUGCCCACACCUGAGGGGCAGAUGCCACACUUCCACGGCGACAGCCCCCUCACGGAUCCAUUUCCCAUGUCCUUGGCUCGCUCAGCCCGGCUCCACGGACACACCUGCACCCCGCCUCUCACGCCUCCCUCAAGGCGCCGGCACCGCCUGAAGCCUCCCUGCACCCCUCCCCCUCCCUCCCGAAAAGUGCUGCAUCUGCUCCCGAACAUCACCCUCACGCGCAGCAAGAGCCACGAGUCGCAGCUGGGGAACCGCAUCGAAGACCCGCUCAGCAACAAAUGUGUCAAAAAGAAUAAAGUGCUCCUGAAUAUGCAAGUCAAUGGGAAUGGGCAUGAUGACAUGCAUUCUCGCUACCCACUUUUACCCCUACGGACCCCUGGGGUCCCCCCGGCUGCAACCACCACGCCUUACACCCUCCCGGGCACACCAACCCUGUUGGAAGAGCAUAGCAUCAUUAAGAAUCACCUACCCGUGCGGCGUAGCUCUCCCCAGGCAGUGAGGCGGGACAUUGGCCUGGCUGUCACUCACAGGUUCUCCACCAAGUCAUGGCUGUCUCAGACAUGUCAGGUGUGCCAGAAGAACAUGAUGUUUGGGGUAAAGUGCAAACAUUGUCGAUUAAAGUGCCACAACAAAUGCACCAAGGAAGCCCCGUCCUGUAGGAUCUCCUUUCUUCCAAUUGCCAAAAUUCGCAGGACGGAGUCUGUGCCGUCCGACAUAAACAACCCGGUAGACCGGCCGCCCGAAGCACCGCAGUUUGGCACGCUACCCAAGGCCAUUACCAAAAAGGAUCACCCCCCUGUGCUGAACCAGCUGGACUCCAGCAGCAAUCCGUCCUCCACGACCUCAUCCACGCCCUCCUCGCCGGCACCCUUCCAGCAGAGCAAUCCCCCCAGCGCCACGCCGCCGCCCAACCCCUCACCCAAAGGCCAUCGGGACAGUCGCUUCAACUUCCCAGCUGCCUGCUACUUUCAGCAUAGACAGCAGUUUAUCUUCCCUGACGUUUCCAGCCCCGCUACUUUGCAAGCUGAUGUUCUCCAAGACGCUGUCUCUCUGCAUGGCAGUGGUGAGGUUGAGCCGUCGACGGACGACAUACACGACGAGCUGGUUGAAGAUGAAGAUGAGGAUGAGGAGGAAGAAGAGGAGGACAUUGAGGUUGAAGACGAAGACCCUGACCUUGAGGAGUACAAUGAGGAUGAAGAGGAGGAGGAGAACUGCGAUGACGGCGAGGAGGAUGAGGACGGCGAGGAGAUGCGGAUGAACACAGGGUCUGACGGUGAGUGUGAAGGCGACCAGCUGGAGGACCUGCCCUGCUCUCGGGGCAACCAGUGGAAGGUCCCCAUCUCCCGUAAAGCCAGCCAGACCAGCGUCUACCUGCAGGAGUGGGACAUCCCCUUCGAGCAGCUGGACCUGGGAGAACUCAUAGGGAAGGGCCGCUGGGGCAAGGUGCACAAAGGUCGGUGGCAUGGCGAGGUGGCCAUCCGACUCCUGGAGAUCGACGGGAACAACCAGGACCACCUGAAGCUCUUUAAGAAGGAAGUGAUGAACUACAGGCAGACGAGGCACGAAAACGUGGUGCUCUUCAUGGGGGCCUGCAUGGCCCCGCCCCACCUAGCCAUUAUCACCAGCUUCUGUAAAGGCAGGACGCUCUAUUCCGUGGUGAGGGAUAGCAAGAACACGCUGGACAUCAACAAGACCAGACAGAUUGCUCAGGAAAUUGUCAAGGGAAUGGGAUAUCUGCACGCCAAAGGCAUCGUCCACAAAGACUUGAAGUCAAAGAACGUUUUUCACGAUACCAACAAAGUGGUGAUCACAGAUUUCGGGCUUUUCGGCAUCUCUGGAGUUGUUCAGGAAGGGAGGCGGGAGAAUAAACUGAAACUUCCGCAUGGCUGGGUUUGUUACUUGGCACCUGAAAUUGUGCGCAAAAUGAGCCCCGGCAACAACGAGGACCGCCUCCCUUUCUCCACCGCCGCGGACGUGUAUGCCUUUGGCACCAUUUGGUACGAGCUCCAAGCGAGGGACUGGCCAAUCACCAACCAGCACGUGGAAGCAACCAUCUGGCAGGUCGGGAGCGGAGAAGGUAUCAAAAAGAUCCUGGCAGAGAUCAGCCUGGGGAAGGAGGUGACUGAGAUCCUCUCGGCCUGCUGGGCGUACGACUUACGAGAGCGGCCCACCUUCACGCAGCUGGCUGACAUGCUGGAAAAGCUACCCAAACUCAACCGCAGGCUCUCUCAUCCCGGACACUUCUGGAAGUCUGCAGAGUUGUAGCGGCAAAGCUAAUGCAACACGGCCCGGGUCUGCCUUGCAUGCUCCCCGGUCCUUAACACCCUCAGGAGUGUUCAGAGCAUCGCCUCAGAUACUCUGCUUCCACUUCCUCUCUGUCUUCUGUCCCAUGCAGAGCAUCAGCAGGCUGCACUUCUGCAUCUUGUGUUUUCUUUCUCCUUUUCUGUUGUGCUCUGGACUUUGAGGCUUUUGAAUGACGCGUUCUGUGCUCAGCACCUGCGUGCUGCAGUGUUACGGUGGGGACCUGUAGUACUGUAGUACUGGAUCCUACUCUGUAGGAUACUGCAGUACUGGAGCCUACCCAGCAAACAACAUGACAGUACGCAGCAUUACGUUUUAUUUCCAUGUGUUGUGGAUUGAUUCAUGAAUUGAUUGAUUCGAUUUUUGGUGAUUUUUGUUGAAUCUGCUGUUGAUUGAUUACUUUCUUUAUUUUGGGGGGGUUAAUGUAGUCAAUCACAGUAAUUUAACCAAUUAUUGUAUGGGGAGGGGGGUCAUUUGAGGAAUCCACUUACUUGACUGAUUUCGGAGGUUGAGGUGGAAUGUCAUCAACCUCAUGAAAACAGACAGGUGAGGAAGGUCAGUCCAAGGUCACCUGUGGUGGGGUCAGUGAGGGUGGGGUCCACGCGGGCGUGCGUUUUAGCGUAUUUGCGUUAAAUAGUGUAAAUACUCGGUUUGGUGUACAGCAAUAUUUCUACAAACAUUUUCUAUGUCAAAGGCAUCACUACCUUUUUUUGGAAGCGUCCGCCAGGACCGCUACAGAUAUAUAUAUAUAUAUAUAUAUAUAUAUUAAUAUAUAUAUAUAUAUAUAUAUAUAUAUAUGUGUACAUAUUUCUAUUUUUCUCAUGUAAAAAGGCUCCCCCUUUUUCAAUGUUUUUUAUGUUGUCAAAAUCCAUAUUUUUGUAUUGCAUGUGAAGACUGUUGUCGACACGCAAGUUGUGUUUUCAUCCAUGGAAGAGAAUAAAAUGACUUGUCAUGUGACCACG
This is a messenger RNA of Doryrhamphus excisus (bluestripe pipefish), 5081 nucleotides long. The record is from RefSeq and is a predicted model, not a curated record. Lineage: Eukaryota; Metazoa; Chordata; Actinopteri; Syngnathiformes; Syngnathidae.